Molecule: messenger RNA, 2258 nt
Organism: Calidris pugnax (ruff)
Lineage: Eukaryota; Metazoa; Chordata; Aves; Charadriiformes; Scolopacidae
Gene: PIP5K1A
Product: phosphatidylinositol-4-phosphate 5-kinase, type I, alpha
Exons: 15
Coding region: 35-1687 (550 amino acids)
Biological process (GO): phosphatidylinositol metabolic process
Molecular function (GO): phosphatidylinositol kinase activity
Source: RefSeq, a predicted model, not a curated record
UUCAUCUACUUUCAAAAAAUCGCUCACCCCCGAGAUGCCGGGUGGCUCUGGGCAGCCGGGCUCACAGACGAUAAAGAAAGGGCACAGAGGAGUGGACUCCACGGGUGAAACUACCUACAAAAAGACAACAUCAUCUGCCUUGAAAGGUGCCAUUCAGCUGGGCAUUACACACACAGUCGGAAGCUUGAGCACUAAACCCGAAAGAGAUGUUCUCAUGCAAGAUUUCUACGUAGUAGAAAGCAUUUUCUUCCCAAGCGAAGGGAGUAACCUCACCCCAGCUCAUCACUACAACGACUUUCGGUUCAAAACCUACGCCCCAGUGGCCUUUCGCUAUUUCCGGGAGCUGUUUGGGAUCCGACCCGAUGACUAUCUGUGCUCGCUCUGCAGUGAGCCCCUCAUUGAACUUUCAAACUCCGGGGCCAGUGGGUCCCUCUUCUAUGUCUCCAGCGACGACGAGUUCAUCAUCAAAACGGUUCAGCACAAAGAGGCCGAGUUCUUACAGAAGCUGCUGCCUGGCUACUACAUGAACUUGAACCAGAACCCAAGGACGCUGCUGCCAAAGUUUUACGGCCUGUACUGUGUCCAGGCCGGGGGCAAAAACAUUCGCAUCGUUGUGAUGAACAACCUGCUGCCACGCUCCGUCAAAAUGCACCUCAAAUACGACCUGAAGGGCUCCACCUACAAACGCCGAGCGUCCCAGAAGGAGAGAGAGAAGGUCUUCCCAACGUACAAGGACUUGGAUUUUAUGCAGGACAUCCCCGAUGGCCUCUUCCUGGACUCUGACAUGUACAACGCUCUGUGCAAAACGUUACAGAGAGACUGUUUGGUCCUGCAGAGCUUUAAAAUCAUGGACUACAGUUUGCUCGUUGCAAUCCAUAACAUCGACCUGGCCCAGCGAGAGCACGCCAUGGCCGACGGGACGUCCCAGACCGACACGCGGCGACCGGCUGCCCAGAAGGCCCUCUACUCCACAGCCAUGGAGUCCAUCCAGGGAGAGGCCCGGCGAGGUGGCACCAUAGAGACAGACGACCAGAUGGGGGGCAUUCCCGCCCGCAACGCCAGGGGGGAGAGGCUGCUGCUCUACAUCGGCAUCAUCGACGUGCUCCAGUCCUACAGAUUUGUCAAGAAGCUGGAACACUCUUGGAAGGCCCUUGUACACGAUGGGGACACCGUAUCUGUGCACAGACCCAGCUUCUACGCCGAAAGGUUCCAACAGUUCAUGUGCAACACAGCCUUCAAGAAAAUACCACUAAAGCCAUCCCCUUCUAAGAAGAGCCGGUCUGGCACAGCGGUUCCUCGGCGGAGCUGCCAAGGAGGAGUGCCUUCCCAGUCGCACGUGUCGUGCGAGACAAAAGCACAAGUGACGACGGAGGCGGACGUAGAGAAAGGUUCCCACCUUGGUCGCCCAGAUCUCCUGCCCAGGACCCUGCCGGCGGACGAAGCCAACAGCGACUCCAUCGUCACCACCCUCUCCACGUCUUCCCUGGGCAGCGGAGGCCUCAACUCGCCCGCAAACAGGUCAGUGGGCGCACAAGUGCAUAAAGCUGACAGCUCAGCAAAGGAUUUGACUAGAGCAGCUCUUGGCAUCUUCCUGUCUAGCGGCUCCCCAGGACCUUCCAUCCCCGAGCCCUCCCCGGAGCUGAGAGAGCAGCUCGAAGACCUGCAGGAGACGGAGAUAAGCUUUUGAAGCAACGCCGAGACCUCCGCGAUGGAAGUAGAUUGUUCUGUGCUCUGCGUGUCUGAUAAACGUUCAGCCCCCGUCGCUGAUUUAUUAUAUUAUUUUUUUUAAGAAAAAAAAACAGAAAAAAAAAAAAAAAAAAACGGAAACCUUAUCUGGACAGAACCCUAAAGGCUGGAAGGCUCGGGCUGCACGUAGUGGGAUAGUGCUCACAGAGACCGAGCUGAGCCUCGGACACCUGGAAAAUUCUCCUUUGGGCAGAGCCCACCCCGUGGCCCUGCUCUCCUCCUCUCUCUGAAGCCUGGCAGGAGCUGAGAGGAGGAGGAGGAGGAGGAAGGAGGAAGAAUUGCUCCGCGUGGCCUGAAGCCCUCUGGAAGGAGGGCUCUGACUUUCAGGGAGUUUACCCGCUUCCGACACCACAAACCUUGUGAGAAAGGGGGGGCUCUUUGGAGUUCCCGGGGGGAAACGGGCAUUAGAGCCUCCUCGGGGCGGUUUGCGACGGAGCAGCGUGGGUUUAUUUUGUAUUUUAAACAAGUUUUUAAUUUAAGUGUUUCUCUGAAUUCAGUCAUAUCACUUCUUA